AUGAAGGCAGACACCUUGGGCGUGGAGUGUGCGAGCGACGGCGACGGCGACGGUCUGGAGAUUGCGGUGGACGUCCUUGGGGAUUGGCUCUCCAAGAUGGAAUUGACCGAUGAGAACUUCCUCCGAGCCGCCCCAGCACAUCACGUGGUGGCCUGUGGUGGCCGCAGAUUGAAAGGGAAGGCUCGGACAGACUACUCACACAGCCGGGCAGUGAAGGAGAUCGGUAAAUUCAUCUCCCAUAGCUGGCAAGCAUCAGCGGGGUCAAAGUACUGGACUUUGCUAAUUUUUUACAACGGUGCAGCGGCAGUGGUGUUGGGAACCUUGGUCGCGACCGCUGCGAUGAUCUUCUACAAGUUUGAUUUCCUACCAGGUUGGAUGAGAGAGUCGCCGGAUCGUCCAGAGCCAAGAUAUUUGGGUCCAUGGUGCUUGACCCUUGGGACCCUCACACUUCUGCUGGUGCUCCUUCUUCGACGCCCGCAAGAUCAAGUCUUUUUUUGA
This is a messenger RNA of Durusdinium trenchii, 498 nucleotides long. NCBI's taxonomy places the organism in Eukaryota, Dinophyceae, Suessiales, Symbiodiniaceae. The record is from the annotation of a GenBank genome assembly.